Messenger RNA from Rhopalosiphum maidis (corn leaf aphid), 2717 nucleotides. It is a transcript of the gene Gbeta13F, whose product is annotated as guanine nucleotide-binding protein G(I)/G(S)/G(T) subunit beta-1. Lineage: Eukaryota; Metazoa; Arthropoda; Insecta; Hemiptera; Aphididae. Gene Ontology annotation, cellular component: heterotrimeric G-protein complex; cytoplasm. The record is from RefSeq and is a predicted model, not a curated record. The transcript is spliced from 9 exons. The coding region runs from base 515 to 1537 and encodes 340 amino acids. Gene Ontology annotation, biological process: G protein-coupled receptor signaling pathway. Gene Ontology annotation, molecular function: signaling receptor complex adaptor activity; protein binding.
GGAACUUUACAUCCGCGCUCGACAGGCAUUCAGUACGGUGUUGGGCGUGGUUCGCAUAGGAAUGAAUACAACAGCAACCGAUGCGAUAUUUUUCAUUAAUUUUUUUUACCACUAACCCUAUUUAUUGUAAUAUUAGCUUUUAAACAUAAUCACAUUUUUUUGUACACAUUACAUACCGACCAACGCUUUGUCUGUGCGUUAUUUUAUUUAGAUAAAUCACCCAACAUUUUCACUAAUUGUUUUUCAACUCGUUAGUUUCGCGUUAACAUUACAACGAUGUUGAAAGGGGUGUCGUGUGUUGACAGUGCGUUACCAUUAUACGCGAGAUAAGACUUAAAUCUUAGUGGUUGUUUAAUAUUUUUAUCAAGAUGUCUAGCGGCCGUUAAUAAAACGCGCAAUUGGAUAUUUACGUCCUACCGCUUAACCUGACGGAUACAUCCAUGUCUUGACCUUAAAUAUUUAAUUUAUCUUGAGCAUUUGUGUCGGUCGAGACCGGAGGCCCUAGCCGUGCACAAUGAAUGAACUGGACUCAUUAAGGCAAGAGGCUGAAACGCUGAAAAAUGCCAUACGAGAUGCGAGAAAAGCAGCAUGCGACACAAGUCUGUCGCAAGCAACCACCAGCAUGGAACCGGUCGGCCGGAUACAAAUGCGAACGAGACGUACCCUCCGUGGACAUCUCGCCAAAAUAUAUGCCAUGCAUUGGGGCUCUGACUCCAGAAACCUAGUAUCAGCCUCACAAGAUGGAAAGCUUAUUGUAUGGGAUAGUUAUACGACAAAUAAGGUACACGCCAUACCACUUAGGUCUAGCUGGGUAAUGACGUGUGCAUAUGCCCCAUCUGGCAGUUUCGUUGCUUGUGGUGGUUUAGACAACAUAUGUUCAAUUUAUAGUUUAAAAACAAGAGAAGGUAAUGUAAGAGUUAGCCGAGAACUGCCAGGGCACACAGGUUACCUAUCAUGUUGUAGAUUCCUUGAUGAUAACCAAAUUGUCACCAGCUCUGGAGAUAUGUCAUGUGCAUUAUGGGAUAUUGAAACUGGCCAACAGUGUUCAUCGUUCAUUGGACAUACUGGCGAUGUUAUGUCUCUGUCUAUGUCACCUGAUAUGCGGACAUUUGUAUCAGGAGCUUGUGACGCUUCAGCAAAAUUAUGGGAUGUUCGAGAUGGAACAUGCAAACAAACGUUCCCAGGACACGAAUCUGAUAUCAAUGCUGUUACGUUUUUCCCAAAUGGCUAUGCCUUUGCUACUGGCUCAGACGAUGCUACAUGUCGUUUAUUUGAUAUUCGGUCUGACCAAGAACUAGCCAUGUACUCACACGACAACAUAAUAUGUGGCAUAACAUCUGUAUCAUUUUCAAAAUCAGGACGUCUACUAUUGGCAGGUUAUGAUGAUUUCAACUGCAAUGUUUGGGACUCAAUGAAAGCUGAACGUGCCGGUAUAUUGGCUGGUCAUGACAACCGAGUCAGUUGCCUGGGAGUGACUGAAGAUGGCAUGGCUGUUGCUACCGGUUCUUGGGAUAGCUUUUUACGUAUUUGGAACUGAGUUGGCCCUCUAAUGAGACCUAUGAAGUCAACGCCAAACGGUCCCUGAAUUACAAAUAAAAAAACCCCAAAAACAGCUAAAUAAAUAAAUAAAUAAAAAUACAUCAAAAAACCAAAUAAAGUAAAAAACAGUUCAAACAUUUUUUUCUUAACGGGGGACCACUCACGCGAAAUGAAAUGUUUUGUUUUUAUCACUAUAAGUAAUCUCUAAGUUGCAUUAUUCAAAAUCAAAUACCACCCGACUUGAAGGUCUUCCGUUUUGCGCAUUUUGGGACAAGUGUCCGCGGCUGUUUAGGUGCUCAAAAAAACAAAACCGUGGCAACACAAACUAUCUAUGGAAACGUAGUGUUAACAAUUAUAUUUUACAACAUAUAAUAUACGGAUGUGUAUAUAUAUAUACAUAUAUACAUAUAUAUAUAUAUACAUACAUACAAACUAAAAUAAUUAUGAAUAUUUAUAUCUAAGUCAUAUAACUAGAAUAGAUCAGUAUUUAAAGUUAUAAAACGCUAAAAAAAAAAAAUUAUAUUCCUAAAAAGUUUUUUUAACGAGUGUUCAUAUUAAAAAUAAUUUUUAAAACAACAAAAAACAACUUUAUAUACUUUUCUGUGUAAAUACUAGUAAAUUAAAUCUUGUGUAUAAUAUUAAAAUUUAGUUCUUAGAAUUAAAAUAUAUAAUCAGAACUGUGUGCAUUUUUCAAAUAAAUCUGAACUAUAUAUUAUUUUCACCGAGAAAUUUUAGAUUUUACACCGAUGUUGGUUUUUAAAAUAUACAGGCGUUAUUUUACAAUAAGAAGUUAAUCUAUUUACAGUUUGUUCUCAAUACAAUGGUCGGUUGUUUCUCUUUGCUGAUACCCAUUUAUAUUUAAUAUUAUUACACUCAAUGUGUAUAUGUUUAUAAGUGAAAGAUUUUGGGUUAAACAUUGAGGUUUGACUUCUUAAAAUAUUUAGAAUCGUCUUAACAUUUUGUAACACCACGGACGGCCUUCAUGAGGGUUGUGCUCUGAUCAUACACAUCUUUGGUUUUUAUUAUAAACAAUAUUCUUUUAAUAUAUAUUUUACUUUUAAAUUUUUUUUUUUACAUUCUAACGCACACAUACACAUUUUUAUAUUACAUAACCAGUUUUUUAAAAAGCAUUUAUACCUAUUAAAAUAUACGUGUGAGUUAUUUGUGUUGUUUUUAAA